Molecule: messenger RNA, 1974 nt
Organism: Tripterygium wilfordii
Lineage: Eukaryota; Viridiplantae; Streptophyta; Magnoliopsida; Celastrales; Celastraceae
Product: receptor-like cytosolic serine/threonine-protein kinase RBK2
Exons: 6
Coding region: 316-1674 (452 amino acids)
Biological process (GO): protein phosphorylation
Molecular function (GO): ATP binding; protein kinase activity
Source: RefSeq, a predicted model, not a curated record
ACAGGGAAAGGAAAGGAAUCCCUGGAGAUCUUCCUUCCUCUGAAUUCCACAAAAAAAAAAAAAAAAAAAAAUCCAUGUUUUCUUUACUCCUCGCAAUUUAAUAACUCAAUUUGUUCUUUCCUUAAAAAUAAUGGAAUCAUUAUGGGUUCUACCGGUGUAUUGAAAAGGCUGUGUAGGGUAAGAGUAAUUGUGGAAUUUAUUAUUAUGUCCUGUGUUCUUUCUGGUUUCCCUCGCCGUUUCUCUUCUGUUUUCUCUCUCAAUCUCUCCCACAACUUUCAGCUUCCUAUCACAAAAAGGGUUUUGUGAUAUGUGAAUAUGGAGAAGAAGGUGGAUUCUAAUUCUCCUACAGGAGUUCUUGAGGACUAUUUUAGGAGCGAAGACUUCGAAACAAGUUCUUCGAAAGAUCGAUCCUCCUCCUCAUACUCAAAAGCUGAAAAUAAAUCAAAACAUGCGUCUAGAUGGCGAGGUUUCAUGCAAUUAUUGAGAGGUGGAACAAAGAAAUCUGUUGGAUCUUUACAAUCUCUCAGUGUCCUCAAACUCUUAUCAAUCACGAGGAGCAGUAGUAUGAGAGAAAAUGUUGUGGUGGCACCUGAUCUUUUUGCUAAAACCAAUAUGUGUAACUCCAAGUCUGGCAGUAGAAAUUUCACUCUAUCAGAGCUUCAAGCUGCAACCAACAAUUUCAAUCCAGAGAAUAUGAUUGGGAAGGGAGGUUAUGCUGAGGUUUACAUGGGAUGUCUCCAAAAUGGGCAAUAUGUAGCAAUUAAACGGCUAACUAAAGGCACACAGGAUGAGAUGACCGGGGACUUUUUGUCGGAGCUUGGGAUUAUGGCACAUGUGAACCAUCCUAAUACAGCUAAGUUAAUUGGUUAUGGCAUUGAAGGAGGAAUGCAUUUAGUCCUUGAAUUGUCUGCUCAUGGAAGCUUAGCUUCAUUGUUGUACGGGUCGAAGGAGAAACUAAAAUGGCAUAUUAGGUAUAAGAUUGCUUUAGGGACGGCAGAGGGUUUAUUAUAUCUUCAUGAGGGUUGUCAAAGGAGGAUUAUCCACAGAGAUAUCAAGGCUGCCAAUAUUUUGCUCACAGAGGAUUUUGAGCCUCAGAUUUGUGAUUUUGGACUCGCGAAAUGGCUACCGGAGCAUUGGACUCACCAUUAUGUUGCCAAAUUUGAAGGCACAUUUGGGUUUGUAAAAACAAGACAUUCCUUCUCUGCUGGUUGCCUCUUUAUAAUAUGUUCCAUUUACGAACUUUUUCACAAUUGCAGUUAUCUUGCUCCUGAGUUCUUAAUGCAUGGCAUAGUAGAUGAAAAGACCGAUGUCUUCGCGUUUGGAGUGCUGCUCCUGGAACUAGCCACUGGUCGCCGAGCUCUAGACUACUCACAACAAAGCCUUGUCCUGUGGGCGAAACCUUUACUGAAGAAGAACGAUAUCAGAGACCUAACCGACCCCUCUCUGGCCAUUAAUGGUAGUUACAAUGCUCGGCAGAUGGGUAUUAUGCUCUUGGUUGCUUCUUUAUGCAUACAACAGUCUCCGAUAAGACGGCCUCAUAUGAGUCAGGUUGUGCAGCUCUUAAAUGGCAACUUAAGCUACUUGAAGACAUCCCAAGUACCAUUUCUCUGCAAAACUUUCCAUGAAGAACUCUCAAGCGCAGAAACACUCAAGAAAUUGAUGAUGAUCACUUGAUUCAUCAUUUCGAUACUGAAAAUCAGUAGCCGAUGAUCAUCGAUACAGACUUUUUUACAACCUUGCUGAACAGCCUCAUACAUACAGUAGCAGCACACAAAUAAUACUUGUAUAGAGCAAAAAGUAUUCCUUUUUUAUAGCAAAACAAAAGCAAAUGAUAGAAUGUUUAUUGUACAAAUAUAGAAGAGCUGGAAAACAGUUACACAAGUAGUUGAGAAAGAAAGAAAUUUUGUGGGACAAAGUUGAAGGAAUGUAUUGCAUUCGAAUUAGACUGUUUUCAGAGAUUUUUUUGAGUCAAAA